AAGAUAGAUAGCCGGAUAUUGUCCACUGCGGUGCGGACUGCGGUGUUGCAAAGUCUAUACUCUAUUCCAUUGCGGCACUACCCACUUCCUAUCUCUUUCUUUCCCCCUCUGAAUUCCAAUUCUCUUUUACACCAUGAAUUUACUGGAGAAGCUGAAACUGCAGAAGAGGAGUUCAGCAGAGAAAGAAGAUGAAGGUCCUGUGUUCUGGUUUGAGACCACUGCCUCUCUUUCUCAUCGUUUCCAAUUUGAAACCACUGGUCAACUUUCCGUAAAGCUUGUUGAUGAUUCCAGACCAUUAUAUCGCAGGGUAGUUGAGUCUUUCCUGAAUAAAUUUUUCCCCUCAGGAUAUCCUUACAGGUCAUUUGAUUUCUUCCUGAAUAUAGUGCCUUUUCGAGCACUGCAACAUCUCACCAGUGCAGCACUAUCUGUGCUAUCAACUCAGUCACUGCUGUUUGCUGCAGGCUUGCGGCCCACACCUGCUCAAGCAACUGCUGUUAGUUGGAUCCUAAAGGAUGGUAUGCAACAUUUAGGGACGAUAAUAUGUAGCAAUUUGGGUUCAAGAAUGGAUUCCGAGCCUAAAACUUGGAGAAUUUUAGCUGAUGCCAUGUAUGAUUUCGGCACUGGCUUGGAAGUGCUUUCCCCGUUAUGCCCACAUCUUUUUCUUGAGAUGGCAGGACUAGGAAAUUUUGCCAAGGGUAUGGCAAUUGUUGCUGCAAGAGCUACUAGAUUACCUAUAUAUUCAGCAUUUGCUAAAGAAGGAAAUCUCAGUGACCUCUUUGCUAAAGGGGAGGCUAUUUCAACUCUCUUUAACGUUUUUGGAAUUGGAGUUGGAAUUCAAUUAGCAUCUACUGUUUGUGCAUCCAUGCAGGGCAAGUUGGUUGCAUACCCUCUACUAUCAAUUAUACAUAUAUACAGCGUUGCUGAAGAAAUGAGGGCCACUCCUGUCAAUACAUUGAAUCCACAAAGAACGGCUAUGAUUGUAGCUGAUUUUGUCAAGGCAAGAAAUGUGUCGAGCCCUGCUGAUCUAAGAUAUCGAGAAGACUUGCUCCUUCCUGGGCGACUUAUUGAAGAUGCCGGAAAUGUAAGAGUUGGUAGGGCUUUGCAAAAGGUGAUUAAGCCUUCAAGACUUCUUGAGUUAAGGCAACUAUUCCCUGGGGAGAAGUUUCUGUUAAAUCAUGGAGACAAAUGCACCGACAUGGUACUGGAACAAGAUGCAAGUGGUGAAGAUGCAUUGAGAGGUUGGCUAGUCGCUGCCUAUGCCGCGGAAAACAUGAAUCCCUCUGGUGAGCUUCGUGUCGGUACCCUGCAAGAAGCCUAUGAGAAAAUGAAUGAUGUGUUCCCGGUGUUCUUACAAGAACUGCAGAACAAAGGGUGGCACACGGAUCGUUUUCUGGAUGGAAACGGGAGCCGCUUCGCAUUUUAGCGUUCCUAUAAAUCCGGGACUACGUAGGUAUUUUCAUCUAUUCUGUGACACUAGAUGCAUACAAAAAAUGGUUUUGAUUAGUUCUUUGAUGUUGGUCAUUUGAAACUUGAAAGUAGCCAUCAUUGUAUUCUGUAGCAGCGACAUAUCAUUCAUGUACCGUUGGAUCGGGCAUGGGGCUCCAAUUAAACUAGGACACGCGCCCCAUUCAAUAAUAGAUGGAUGAUAUGCCGGUGUGGAAUAUGAUGAUGGUUAUGUUAUAAAAACAUUUUUUAUUUAACUAACUAUUACAUGACAUGUUACACCCUUGCUUUUCGUGUGCUUUAAGGAAAACAUGACGGAUCAUGAAUUGAUUAAGAAUGAGAAUCAAUAAGAUUAGAAUAAUGAAUGCAAUAAACAGUUUACAUA
Arachis duranensis is the source of this 1828-nucleotide messenger RNA. RefSeq names its product protein root UVB sensitive 2, chloroplastic. The transcript is spliced from 10 exons. Bases 134 to 1423 code for a protein of 429 amino acids. NCBI's taxonomy places the organism in Eukaryota, Viridiplantae, Streptophyta, Magnoliopsida, Fabales, Fabaceae. Gene Ontology annotation, cellular component: chloroplast envelope. The record is from RefSeq and is a predicted model, not a curated record. Gene Ontology annotation, biological process: response to UV-B; auxin polar transport.